AUGUCCUCGUCGUUCUCGUACCAAAACUGCGUUGCUGAGGUUGACGAGUACCUCUCUGCUGCUUCGGUGAGUGAUGACGAACCGGGACUAGCGUUUCAAUGGGACGAGAACGCACUCGUGCAAUUCGUGGCGGCAGCAAAUCAAGUGGAUACUAGCGUGGCCAUGUCCAGUUGGUUAUCGCAGCCUCGUGGCAGUGUCACGUCGGACUCGAUCGUUGAAGACAUGAUGGCGUUCUUGGCGACCAAAGCGGGUGGCCGGUUCGGCCGCGUGCUCCUGGCCCCUAAUAGCGUCGUCCAGUUUGGCCAGCUCUGUGGCAUGUUUGCGUACAUUGAAAACGACGUGUUUAUGCGCGCAGCAGCGGAUGCAGCCGGCAUGAGUGCCGGCACGCCUCUGGCCAAGAUCUUUUGCGUGACGACGUGCGCCGUAUCGACUGCUGUACCGAUGGAAUUUCCUUCGCGUGAGAACCCGAGUCGACGUCUAUUUGCAUGA
Peronospora matthiolae is the source of this 489-nucleotide messenger RNA. Lineage: Eukaryota; Oomycota; Peronosporomycetes; Peronosporales; Peronosporaceae. The record is from the annotation of a GenBank genome assembly.